AUGAGUGACAAUAAAAGUGUCGACCAGGAGUCAAGACUCAAAAGUGUUGAACAUGCUUCAGAGGAAUACGAUGUUGAGCAAUCAUCGCAAGACCAAGAGCAACAAUUGCAGCUGCAAGAUGAAUUCACCGAAGAUGAGAAACACCAAUUGAACAAGAUUUAUCGUAAAUUGGAUUUCAGAAUUAUUCCUGCAUUGUGGUGCUUGUACUUUCUUACAUCGUUUGGCUCCAACUGUUAUGGUUUAACAUUGACAAUGAACACCGAACAGGGUCAUUCUUUGAUCCAGUCAUUGAAUCUUACUUCAAAACAUACUUCAACUGCAUCAGCAUUGUAUUAUGUUGGAUACAUUAUCUUUGAUGUGCCCAUGAACUUGAUUAUGACCAGAGUGAGUCCACAAUCGUGGUUGGCAAGAAUUGUGAUUACCGUUGGGUUGGUGUAUGCCUGUUAUUCUGCCUUGGGUAGUGCCGGUGCCUUGAUUGCCGUGAGGUUUAUUAGUGGUGUUGUUGGUGCAGGUACUUGGCCAGGUAUGAGUUACUAUGUGUCGUUGUGGUAUCCCAACGAUAGAUCCACUAGACGUAUUGGAUACUAUUUCACUGCAGCCCAGAUUUCUGCUGCCGUGGCUGGUUUAGUUAGUGCUGGUUUCCAAAAGAUUGAUGGAAAUAGAGGUUAUUAUGGUUGGCAAUGGAUGUAUAUGGUCUAUGGUGUUAUAACCAUUGCCGUUGGUAUCUCAUUGCUUUGGUGGUUGCCAGAUAGACCUUUCAAGAUCUAUCAGGACUCGGAAAAGAAGGCUAUGCAAUUUUACAAUAGGUUUUUCACUCCUAACCAUCCUUUAAACUCUGAGGAUAAGGAAUUGCACAGAAGAGAUUUGGAGCAUAGAUACAAAUUGCUCAAGUGGACAUGGCGCGAUGUUGUUGAGAUCUUGACUGAUUUGAGACUCUACCCCUUGGUGAUUAUGUAUUUCGGAGUUGUUGGUACUGGCUUUGGUUUGGCUGUGUUUGGAUCAACUAUUAUCAAGGCUAAUGAUCCUAACUUGACUUCGAUCCAAGUGUCAUUGUUGUAUGCGCCAAUUUGGUUAUUUGAUCUUGGCGGUAUAUUGACAAUUACUCCAUUUGCCGAUAGGUUUAAGAGAUUGAGACCAAUAAUCUUUAGUGGUGCUUGUUUGAUUAUCAUUACUGGUAUGGUUGUAACUACUUAUGCGCAUGGUCCAUGGAACAAGUAUGCUGGUUUGUUGAUUGCUGGUUAUGGGUUGGGACCAACUGUGCCAAUUUGUAUGUCGUGGUCGGCUGAGAUUUUCCACAAGAGAUAUGGUGAUGUUGGAACUGCAGUGAGUGCAGCUAUUGUUAGUGGAUUGGGUAACUUGGGUUCAGUUACCGCUACUUAUGCGUUGUACACCGGUUGGCCAGCAGAUGUUGCCAGGUUGUACGAGUACUCCAACAUGAUGUUGGUUUUGAUGUUGGGUGUGAGUAUUAUCUCGUCGGGUGUCUGUUACUUGAUCAAGGAUAAGAUUAGACAACAAUAA
Lodderomyces elongisporus is the source of this 1518-nucleotide messenger RNA. RefSeq lists its product as uncharacterized. Gene Ontology annotation, molecular function: solute:proton symporter activity; biotin transmembrane transporter activity; dethiobiotin transmembrane transporter activity. Gene Ontology annotation, biological process: biotin import across plasma membrane. The transcript has a single exon. NCBI's taxonomy places the organism in Eukaryota, Fungi, Ascomycota, Pichiomycetes, Serinales, Debaryomycetaceae. Bases 1 to 1518 code for a protein of 505 amino acids. Gene Ontology annotation, cellular component: plasma membrane. The record is from RefSeq and is a predicted model, not a curated record.